Messenger RNA from Trachymyrmex septentrionalis, 750 nucleotides. RefSeq lists its product as uncharacterized. The record is from RefSeq and is a predicted model, not a curated record. The coding region runs from base 106 to 750 and encodes 214 amino acids. The transcript is spliced from 3 exons. NCBI's taxonomy places the organism in Eukaryota, Metazoa, Arthropoda, Insecta, Hymenoptera, Formicidae.
CCAUAUUCGACGGAAAGAUGUGGCAACACUGUAACUUUUGACAGAGAUGUUAGAUCGAGUAACGACGUAGCGCGUUUGAAGCGUCAGUCGAAGGAAAUUUGUGCCAUGGAACAGUACACGCCACGCGAACGCUCUCAGAUUGUUGAAAUUUACAUUCAACAAAACAAGUCAAUUGUUAAAACUCAACGUGCAUGGAGAAAAAUAAAUAAAGUGAAAAGUGCGCCUUCCGCGAACACAUUGUAUCGUUUGUAUGAAAGAUUUUCAACUGGUGAGGCACUCACUAAUCCCAAGCGUCCAAAUAAAGUGCGACCAAGGCGAUCGGAUGAUAAUAUCGCACUCGUACAGGCCAGUGUUCAGAGGUCUCCAACAACAUCUCAAACACGUCGAUCUGAGCAGUUGGGCAUAAAACGAACCACUUUACGUCGCAUAUUGCAUCAUGAUUUGCAUUUGUUCCCAUACAAAGUUCAAGUGACGCAAAAACUGUUACCUCGUUCGAAUGCAAUCGACGGCUCGAACAUCGCUAGCUAUGGCUUAUACUUUGAUGAUGAUGAUGAUGAUGAUGAUGAUGAUGAAUAUGUUUGCGAUUUUGACCAUGUCGAUGAGGAACAUGUUGGCGAUUUUGAUGCUUUUUCACCUGGACAUUCCCAAUAUCGCGCUUUUUCUCUCGAUGGUGGUGGACUUAGCGGACCUGGUGACAAGGGACGGGUCCGGCAAAAUGAUUUUCCACCGCCACUGUGCCCGAACCACUGA